UAGUCCCGGGGCUCGCGGGAUUGCGGGACGGAUCCAGGCCUUUCUCGGGCCGGUGGCGGAGGCGACCCCGGCUGCGCUGUGGCGGCCUGUCUGGGGCGGAGAUCUGCCGGGGGUCUCUUCCGCGCGGCGGUGGAGCCAGCGCCUGUACCGGGCUGGGUGGGGGGCGCGGCGUUGGGUUUGGGAGCGCGGAGCCGGGAGGGGCCGCGCGCGGACCCCGGGAGACGCGGCGCGGCGCGGCCCGUGGGUCAGGGGCCAGUCCCCGCGGCCCCCGCGGCGGUGCGUUGCGGGCGUCGCAGGUCCGCGGGAGACGCGCGGGGAGGGAGCGUCCUGCCAGACCUACCCUGUCAGCGGUCUGCACUCCCUUGAUAGGAAAACUGAGAAGGAAAGAAUGGCCAUGGAUUUGCUGCCCACUAAGGUGACAGAGUCUGUGACAUUCAGGGACGUGGCCGUGCUCUUCAGCCAGGAUGAGUGGCUGCACCUGGACGCCACACAGAGAACCCUGUACCGGGAGGUGAUGCUGGAGAACUACGGCACCCUCGUCUCGCUGGGGAUUCCAUGCUCAACACCGAAGGUGAUCUGCCAAUUGCAACAAGGAGAAGACCCCUGCCUGGUGGACAGGGAACUUCCUCAAGAUGCUUCUCUAGGUCUCAAGGCUCAGAUGGAAAUGGAAGCCUUGCCUCCCAGACAAGGCAUUUCUAGAGAAGAAACAUCUCAGGGAAUAAUAAAGAAGAGGUCCAUUAAGUGUGGUGACUGGGACAGCAAUUUUGGACAGACUUUUGAAUUUGAGAGCAGGACAGGACAGGAGCAGCAGAAGAAAUCUCUUAGGCAAAUGGUGACCUCCCACAAAAAAACCAUGAGUGGAGAAGUAAAGCAGACAAGUCUUGAAUUGGGGAAAGGCUUACUUAUAAAUACAAUUCUUGUUACACAGCAGAGUGUUCCUAUAGAAAAGAUACCCAAUAUCUAUUACACCUUUGGGAAAGAUUUUAACCAGAAUUUUGACCUAAUGAGAUGCUUCCAGAUUUACCCAGGAGAAAAACCUCAUACUUGUCAUGAAUGUGGGAAAAGCUUCACCCAGUGUCUCCAUCUGAUUGAACACCAGAGAAUUCACACUGGUGAGAAACCCUACAGAUGUGACGAGUGUGGGAAAACCUUUAGCCAUAGAUCCUCCCUUCUUGCCCAUCAGAGAAUCCACACGGGAGAAAAACCUUACAAAUGUAAUGAAUGUGAGAAAGCGUUCAGCAGCAGUUCAACCCUGAUCAAGCAUCUGAGGGUACACACAGGAGAGAAACCCUAUCGCUGCAAGGAAUGUGGGAAAGCCUUCAGUCAGUGUUCUACUCUCACCGUACAUCAGAGAAUUCAUACCGGCGAGAAACUCUAUAAAUGUGCUGAAUGUGAGAAGGCCUUCAAUUGUAGAGCAAAACUUCAUAGACACCAAAGAAUCCACACAGGGGAGAAACCCUAUAAAUGCAGUGAAUGUGGGAAAGGUUACAGCCAGUUUGCAUCCCUGGCUGAACACCAGAGGCUUCAUACCGGGGAGCAGCUGUGUAAGUGCCUGGAAUGCGGGAGAACCUUCACACGUAUCUCAACCCUUCUCGAACACCAGCGAAUUCAUACUGGCCAGAAACCCUAUCAAUGUAACGAGUGUGGGAAAACCUUCAACCAGUAUUCCUCCUUCAAUGAACAUCGUAAAAUUCACACCGGGGAAAAGCUCUAUACUUGUGGAGAAUGUGGGAAAGCCUUUGGUUGCAAAUCCAACCUGUACAGGCAUCAGAGAAUUCACACGGGAGAGAAGCCCUACCAGUGUAAUCAAUGUGGGAAGGCCUUCAGCCAGUAUUCAUUCCUCACUGAACACGAGAGAAUCCAUACCGGGGAGAAACUCUACAAGUGUAUGGAGUGUGGGAAGGCCUAUAGUUACAGAUCAAACCUGUGCAGACACAAGAAAGUUCACACAAAAGAAAAACUCUAUAAAUGGAAGGACUAUGGGAAGCCAUUUAUCUACAGUUCUUCCCUUACUCAGUAUCAGAGAUUCCUUAGAGCAGAUAAGCCCGGUGAAGUUUAAUUCUUCUCUCAAAUAAUUCAAGACUCCUUAUUGGAGAAUAAUAAAUAGGGCACAGAUUCUGGAUUAGAUUUUUUUAUUUUUACUGAUGGAGAAAAUAUGCUAGUUCCCACUACGUAAUGGUGAAAUUGAUCAGUGGGAUUAUGAAGAGCACUGAUUUGUCGAAUUUUCUAAGUACCAUUAAAUGCUAAUAAGGUUUCUAAGAACAUAGACCUUUUUUUUUAGUUCAUGGAAAAAAACAUAAAAGGCCUAACUUAAAAAAAAAAAAAACAUGAAAAUAAUGGAAUAUACGUUUUGUUUCUUUCUUUAAAGUUUAUUCCCUUUCUAAGAGCAAGCUUCAAUAUGAAUUUUCUUUUAGAUUAGUCAUUGAGUUAAUGUGAAUAAGUUUGAGGCUUUAUUUGCUAAAAUGGCACGCAAGCAUAGGACAUGCUCUCUUCCAUAAAGAGAAAUUCAAGGUAAAAAGGAAUUCUUUAAAUUCAAAUUCUCACGUGGAAAUAAUCACUUUUUAUGAACUGCCUCAGCAGCAGGUUGUAUAUAUAAAUAUAUGUAUGUGGACAUAGGACAUACAGACAUAUAUAUAUAAACAUGUAGCUUUAGAAUACAUGUAUAUUUUUUCCAAAAGUCCCUGAUGAUUAAAAAGUGUGGUUUCAUUAAUUUAGAAUUUAGUUUGGGGAAUUAAAAAUUUGCCCAAAUGGGAUCUCUUUUCCUUUUCCUUAUAUAUUUCUUAAUUGGACAUGAUCUGACACUCCCAAAUAGAGUUCUAGGAUAGUAUUCUAGAAAGUGUAGUGAACUAAAGCAAGGGAGACUGUCAGGCAAAUACUCUCUUACCUGUUGCAGAAGGUACCUAUUUGCAGAAUCUGACUCUACACCUGGUAGCUCAUUAGAGCCAGGAGGAAUUUUCACUUAGUUUAUGUAUAGCUUUUCAUUUUACUAAUGAAAUUGAGCUUAUUGGGCAGAGUCAAGGCUAGAAUCUUAAGUUUUCAGCUCUGGUUUUCUAUGGUAAUUAUAGAUACGAAUUAUAAUCAUUGGCUUCCAACCUCAAGCCCCAAGAGUACUAUUCACUAUUUGUUUUGUAAACUGAUUGGGCAUAAUUGCAGUAAUUUAAUCAGUUUUAUUUCUUUGUUUGAUCGGAUCCCCCUAACUGCAAUCUCAGUCUUGUUCUUUUUCUCCUGUGUUCCUAAUUAUACCUGCUUUUACAAUAACUAUACAUAAAUCCUCAGACUCAGCUGAGGUCCAGAUGGUGAAAUUGCUUUUGGGGUUUUCAUGUAGAAGGUUGCCUUUUCUUUUGUUUCUGUUAUAUUCAUCUUCUAGGAAUCCUUUUGUGUAAAGUGAUAUGUGAAUAUUUUGAAUAUUAUUGUUAAACAUUCUAGUCUUCAGUUAAAAUUGGCUUUCCAAACAUUUUCCAUAUUUUUAACAUACAUUGCAUUUUACCCUGGGCCCACUUCCCACUAUUUUAUGUCUCACUUUCACCAUUGGUAUCCUUUAAAAAAGUGUUUUUUUUUUUUUUUAAAGAUUUUAUGUAUUUAUUUGACAGAGAGAGAUCACAAGUAGGCAGAGAGGCAGGCAGAGAGAGGAAGGGAAGCAGGCCCCCUGCUGAGCAGAGAGCCCGACGCAGGACUCGAUCCCAGGACCCUGAGAUCAUGACCCGAGCCGAAGGCAGCGGCUUGACCCGCUGAGCCACCCAUGCACCUCUAAAAAAGUGUUUUAAUAAAAGGAGCUAGAACCUUCUGUCUGAGAAAGGUUUUAGAAUUAAAUGCAGGCAUUCAGCAUAGCAUAUUUCUUGACCUGCCUUAGCUCACUUGAAAAUAUCUUUUUAUAUAUUUAAGUAUAUUUACAAGGACAUAAACUUUUAAAAGACCUCAGUGUUUAACACUGGACAGAGCCAUUUGCAAGAUAUUCUAGAGAAGAACAUUUGAUAACCCAAUAGCAAAGAGAAUGCUUAGUACCCAGAUUUUGGUUUCUAAAUGCUGUUCACCACUAAAAGGAACCUGGGCUCAUUGGGAUAAUGGCUGAUUCUAUAUAUGGAGCAGGGAAAGUAGAAGAUGUGUCUGAGGUAUCUCCUUAUGAAACAAAACAAAAAGAUAGCACUUCAAGAAUAAGCACUCAAAGGAUAAUGUCAGAAGGACAUGGGAGCCAACUUGAAGGUGUUCUCACUGGUCAAAUUUAAGAUAAUUUAAACAUCAAAUAUAACAGUCACUGUAAUUAGUUAUAACAUGCUAAGUAAAAAUGAGACCAUAAUGAAAAAGAUAAAGAAAAGGAAAGCUCUCUAUAAGCUAAACUGAAGAAUGCCAUCUUUUAACUGGAAUGAGAGUUUCAGAAAAAUCACCAUUUUAUAAUCCUUCAUGUAAUUAAACUAGGCAAAUUCAAUGGCUGAUAAGCCCAUUAGGUGAAAAAAAUAUUUAAGGAACAUUAUAUGGUGUCAAAGGUCACAGAUACCAAUUACAAAUCUAAUAGAUCUGGAGAAACCAAGUUUCACUACUAGUGGGACAAUCUGACAUGAUGUGGCUCCUGAUGGGAUGCCUUAUGAGGUGCACAUGAUAAUCUGUGACAUAUUCUUGCCAAGAGUGUUUGAUGAAAAUGUAAUUGAACCUCUUAUCCAGAUUUAUGUUCCUGUUUAUAAGAAAGACAAGAGAUAGAGGAACAAGUUGAAUUCCAUGAAGAGGAAAUAGACAGACCCAAAGUUUGAAACUCCAUACAAGACAACUGCUCUGGACUCUUCAAAAAGCCAACGUAGUAGAACAAAAGAGACUUCUAGAUUAAGGCACUCAAGAGUCAUAAGGUGUGAUCCUUAGUUGGCUUCUGAUUCAGAAAAACUAGAGCAACUAUAAAAGACAUUUGGGAGGGGAUUCUUGGGGAAGUAUGAGGAUGGAAUGGGUUUUAGAUAAUGUCAUAUGUUUAAUUUUCCUAGAAGUGAUGAUGGUAUUGAGGUAUUUAGGAUGAUGCUCUUAUUCUUAGGAGAUGCAUGUAAAAGUUUUCAAGUUUGAAAAGUCAUGAUGUCUGCAGCACAUUUUCAGGUAAGUACAUAAAAAAUUAGGUGUUGUGGAAAAUUAGUCAACUUUGUGGAGGAUAUAGAGAUGUUCAUUGGUCAUCCUUUACAUUUUUCCAUAUGUUUAGAAUUUUAAUUAAAAAAUUGAGGCAAAAAGUGAUUGCAUAAUGUGAUGAAUAUGAAGCUUCCAGUCAAAAUUUUUCCUUUGUACUCACAUAAAUUUCCUGUUUGACAGUUUAUCUCCUGGGGAUGUAAUCAUUGGAAAUAAAAUAAUUUUUGGUUUAUUCUUA
Messenger RNA from Mustela lutreola (European mink), 5332 nucleotides. It is a transcript of the gene ZNF354C, whose product is annotated as zinc finger protein 354C. The record is from RefSeq and is a predicted model, not a curated record. The coding region runs from base 389 to 2059 and encodes 556 amino acids. Gene Ontology annotation, biological process: regulation of DNA-templated transcription. Lineage: Eukaryota; Metazoa; Chordata; Mammalia; Carnivora; Mustelidae. The transcript has 5 exons.